AUGGCUCCCACUUCAUUUAUCCAGUCCAGUGAAAUCUCCAGCAGCCAAGAAGAGGAAGUUUCAUUCCCCUAUCAGGACCAGGAACACCAUAGGUCCUUGUUGGAAAACCCACUGGAUCAGCAGAUGGCUGACCUGGUGCAGUUCCUGCUUCUCAAGUAUCGAAUGAAGGAGCUGACCACCAAGGCCGAAAUGCUGAGUAGCGUCAUCAAAAAUAACCAGGAGGACUUCCCUGUGGUCUUCAGUGUGGCCUCUGAGUGCAUGCACCUGGUCUUUGGUAUCCAUGUUGAGGAGGUGGACCCCUCCAACCACUCCUAUGCUGUUGUUAAUGCUUUGGGCCUCACCUAUGACGGGAUGCAGGGCGAUGACCAGAGCAUGCCCAAGACGGGCCUUCUGGUAAUCAUCCUGUGCAUCAUCUUCAUGGUGGGGGACCGUGCCUGUGAGCAAGAUGUCUGGGAAAUGCUGAGUGUGAUGGGGGUGUAUCCCGAGAGGGAACACUUCAUCUACGGGGAGCCUAGAAAACUCAUCACUGAAGAUUUCGUGCAGGAACAGUACCUGGAGUAUCGCCAGGUGCCUGGGAGUGAUCCUGCUUGCUAUGAGUUCCUUUGGGGUCCAAGAGCACGUGCUGAAACCAGCAAGAUGAAAGUCCUGGAGUACUGGACCCAGGUCCAUGGGAGUGACCCUAGGUCCUACCCUUUCCUGUAUGAAAAGGCUUUGAGAGAUGAGGCAGAGUGCGCCAAAGUAUCAGAUGUAGCCAGGGCCACUAGGGUGCCCAGGGGACGGCCCAGGACCAGGAAACAUGGCAGGGCCGCAACCCGAAGCUUCCACACCCCCCACGUGAGAUAGGGCCCAUUUUUGUUGGAAGAGAGAAGUCACCUUUCUAAGUAGUGAGGGGCCAGGGG
Messenger RNA from Urocitellus parryii (Arctic ground squirrel), 899 nucleotides. Its product is annotated as melanoma-associated antigen 10-like. Gene Ontology annotation, biological process: negative regulation of transcription by RNA polymerase II. The record is from RefSeq and is a predicted model, not a curated record. Lineage: Eukaryota; Metazoa; Chordata; Mammalia; Rodentia; Sciuridae. Gene Ontology annotation, cellular component: nucleus.